This is a messenger RNA of Antechinus flavipes (yellow-footed antechinus), 1602 nucleotides long. It is a transcript of the gene RPUSD4, whose product is annotated as RNA pseudouridine synthase D4. Gene Ontology annotation, molecular function: RNA binding; pseudouridine synthase activity. The coding region runs from base 26 to 1132 and encodes 368 amino acids. Gene Ontology annotation, biological process: pseudouridine synthesis. The transcript is spliced from 7 exons. The record is from RefSeq and is a predicted model, not a curated record. NCBI's taxonomy places the organism in Eukaryota, Metazoa, Chordata, Mammalia, Dasyuromorphia, Dasyuridae.
UACUGUAGGCUUCACUCCCUCCCUCAUGACAGGCAAAAUGGCGGCGUCCGCGAGAAGUGUGUUGAGCUUCUCGGCCCGAAAUACCGGCCGCAUUUCUGGGCAGCAUUUCGUCCUCGUGACCAAGUGCUUGUGUUCUACUACUGCCGCAGCUCGGCCUUUGAGUGCUCAGCAGCUAGCGGAGAAGCUGAGAGCCAAGAAGGAAGAACUGAAAUCGAAGGAGAGGGAGGUGCCUAAAGACCCUAUUCAGAGGAGAGUACAGGAGUUGAAACGGUACACUCAGCAGUUGCAGAAUGUCCAUCCCAAUGUGUUAUCUAAGGCACUGAAGAGAGGGAUCCUACAUCAAGACAAGAACAUUGUUGUCAUUAACAAGCCAUAUGGUCUCCCUGUGCAUGGUGGCCCAGGAGUCAAGAGCUGUAUCACUGACAUCCUGCCUGUUUUGGCCAAGAUGUUAUAUGGCAAUAAAGCAGAGCCAUUGCACCUCUGCCAUCGCUUGGACAAGGAGACAACAGGGGUGAUGGUAUUGGCUCGGGACAAGGAAAUGGCUCACCAAGUCCAAGAGUUGUUUAAAACUCGGCAGGUGGCAAAGAAGUACUGGGCCAUCUGUGUGGGGGUCCCCGUGCAUUCAGCAGGGAUGAUAGAUAUCCCUCUCAUUGAGAAGGAGGUGCAAGGCCAGCAGCAACACCAUAAGAUGACAUUGGCCCCCAGCUACCGCAUGGAGAAUGGGAAAACCAUGAAGAUCCGUCCAAAUCGGCAUGCUCAUGUUGCUGUGACCCAGUAUCAGGUGCUAAGCAGCAGUUUGUCCUGUGCCUUCUUAGAGCUACAGCCCAUCACAGGGGUGAAGCAUCAACUUCGAGUCCACCUAGCCUUUGGAUUGGGGUGUCCAGUCCUUGGGGAUCACAAAUACUCUGACUGGAACAAGUUGGCACCCCAGAAGCUAUCUUCUGGCAUCCUGAAGAAACUGAGUUUGGAAAAGGCAAAGACCCGUCACCUUCCUCUCCACCUGCAUGCCCAGCAGUUGAUCCUACCUCCUCUAGGGUCUGAGAGGCAGGAACUUAACUUGGUUUGCAAGCUGCCCCACUUCUUUGUGCAUUCCUUAUCACGUCUAGGACUGAAAUUCCCAGAGAAAGACUGAGAUUAAAAUAAGGUACUACAGAGAUUCCAGUAUAGAAAAACUGGGCCAUUUUUCAUUGGCCUCAUUGGCUUUGUUCCCUUGGAGUCAGUAUUCUGCGAAGCAAGAAGGCUCAAGAAAUGACUCCGGAGGAAGAAGUCUUCCUCAUUCUCUAGGUACUUUGACUUUGAAGUUGGAGAGCUUGCUAGGUUGGCUCUCUGUGGAAUUAGAAUUCAGUAUCUGAAUGUACAAGAGACAUUAGAUAUGGUUUGAAGAAUCUCAGUUAUUUCAGAUUCUCUUAUGUAAAACAAAGCUAAGGUCAGCAUAAUGUGGAGAUGCUUUUUUUGAGGGUCUGCAUUACCCUCUCACUUUAUUGGAAUGGAAGAACCCAGCCAAGCUCUGCAGACAAAUCUAAGUGGGGAGCAUUAUAUGCAGGUAAUCCCCACAGACAGAAACAAGAAUCAAUCUCUAUAAUAAAAUUCUUAUUUAAACUA